UAUCAUUUACUUAACGUAUCGGUCGAGGAGUCGUUGCAAUUAAAUUUGACGGCCGCUGUAAGUGUGGGUCCGCACAGAACCUGUAGACAUGUGUUUAGAGAUUUAAAAAAAUUGUGGAGAUUUGGCACAAAAGUUGAGUUCAAUUUUGAAUGUGACGCCAACUCUGACGCCGAUUACAAAGAAGAUCUCCGCAAUCCAUCCAAUGAGAUCAUAAUCGAGACAAAGAGCUCAAAACCAAUCGCUUAUAAGUUAAUAAUGGUGUUAUUGGGUGAGGCCUAUCACAUCCCUAUUACUAAUCAAGCUAUUUGUGGCGAACCGCAAGAACCAUACGGUCUGGUCACCCGAAUCCUUUGGCCAGAUAUCAAUUAUACGAUUCAAUGUCUUGAAAGCUGGGAUUACGUGUCCGAAAGUAAUCCCGAUUUGCCCGAUACGACAAUACAUAAGAGACAGUGUGCUUAUGACAUGAGAUGGAAGGGCACAUACCCUUCAUGUGUGCCUAAAACUGUGUGUCCCAUACCUGAAGGUGAAGACAAUCAAAUCAAUCCCGAGUUUACAACUGUCCGCUUCAAUGAUGUAUUUUAUUUUAAUCAAACCAAAUGGUAUGCCAUCGACGGCACGACUGUUCAAUACCAGUGCAAUAGUCCUCAAACCGAAGUCCUAUUAGGAGAUGCCAUACAUGUCUGCAAAGAUGGACAAUGGAUUGGAACUCAACCCAAUUGCUUCGAUUUGUCUGAUUUGAAAGUCAGAAAAGUGAAGAAUAGGGCUUCAGAUGUGGAAGAAUUGACUGAAAACAAAUAAUUUCAGCGUUUUAUAUAUCAUGAAAUUACAAACAAUUUAAGCAUUAAUU
Messenger RNA from Medioppia subpectinata, 847 nucleotides. NCBI's taxonomy places the organism in Eukaryota, Metazoa, Arthropoda, Arachnida, Sarcoptiformes, Oppiidae. The record is from the annotation of a GenBank genome assembly.